This is a messenger RNA of Sinocyclocheilus anshuiensis, 2995 nucleotides long. RefSeq lists its product as uncharacterized. The transcript has 15 exons. NCBI's taxonomy places the organism in Eukaryota, Metazoa, Chordata, Actinopteri, Cypriniformes, Cyprinidae. The record is from RefSeq and is a predicted model, not a curated record. Bases 138 to 2549 code for a protein of 803 amino acids. Gene Ontology annotation, molecular function: DNA binding; zinc ion binding.
CGGAGCGCCUCGGCAGAUGAACGAGCCGAUCGACUGCGCGAGACGCGACGAGGUAUGAUUCAUAACCAGUAAAGUCAUGGAUGAAACAUUGGAUUUUUGACAUUUCAUGCAACCCAAGCUCUUCAUAACUUUUUGAGAUGAAAUUUAUACUUCCAAUUUCUAUGGACUACAAAGUAAUACAGAGGCCUCAAGGCCAGAGAACGGGAUCAGAUAUGACGGAUGAGUUGAACAGGGCCUCAGCUGAACCGGAGAUGACGAAACCAGAAGAGACUGUGCCGAUUGAAGCAGACGACGUUACUGACGAUGUGGAUAAUGCAGUGGGGAACAACAUGCCUGGAAAGGUGACGCCCGAAUCGCCACCUGAUUGGCUGAAGCCAAUGGAGGGGGAUGAAGAUGAUGGUGGUGAGGGUGUCAAGAGCAGUGAACGGAUCAUUAUGAAGACCAAUGAUGACGUUCCAAAAGUAAAGCGACGCAGAGGUCGGCCUCCGAUUGCCAGAAAUGUUAGACAUGGACUUACUCGUUUAGAUUUCAAGAAAGGAUUGCAUGCAGAUCUCCCUAAAACUAAGACUGUUCGUUCUCUACCGGAAAGAACGCGUUCAAGUCCCACAUCAGGAACUGCCAUUCCUGUCCCAGAUCCACCCCGCACGCCUGAGGUUUUACCCAGAAAACCCCAGAGCAUCAUUCACAACUCGACAGCAACAUCUCAAAGACCCCGACUCAUGCCCGUCUCACCUGCAGGGGGCAGCAGCCUCUCCAAGACCCCCAACGCCGAAUUUCACAGCCCUCCGCGCCUCACAAGGGUCUCGCCGCUCAGUAUCGACACAUUGGUGACACGGAAUUUCGUUCACUCUCCAGCUGUAAAAGUGGGUAAUGUUUCCCAACAGAUUGUUUCCUCUACUGAACCUGGGAAAGAUGGCACUGAACCGCCCCUUCGACUCUGGCUUUGUCCUUCUCUGGAGCCCAUUAGCCCUACAAAAACGCAGGAUACGUUCUCAGAUCAGAUUGUAAAUUCACCAAAUUUUCCGGAGACUACACUUAAUGGAACAGUGACCCUAAAGGAAAGUCUUUCUCUGCUCAGUGAAUGUGAAAGCUGUGGCUGCCAAUUUCCUGCUCAGAAGAUCGGAGACAUAAUGUGCUACAGAUGUAGGCCUAAAUCAGACAAGAAGCACUCUCCUCCAAAUAUUGUGUUUAGGAAGGUGGGGCAGGAUCAGUGGGAGGUUGGGAAAACAAAACAUCCAAGAAAACAAAUGCUGAAACAAAAUCCCAAAUACAAGAAAAUUGUAAAAAUGGAUUUUGUCCCUGAUGGUGAUGAUGAUGAUGAUGAUGAUGAUGACUGGAUUGUGAAGAAACGCAAUCGCAGGAUGUGCCGGCAGUGUGUUGCGUGUCUUCGUGAAGACGACUGUGGCAAAUGCGACUUCUGCAUGGACAAGCCCAAGUUUGGUGGCAGCAACAAGAAAAAGCAGAAAUGCCGCUUACGUCAGUGCAAGUUUCAGUCAAGGCUUCAUGGUCAAAGAGCAUAUAGAAGGAGAAAUGUGAAGCCCAAGCUCAAGAGGCGCGGGAGACCGCCGAGAAAACGGAAAUUCAGAAGCAACCCCUGGGAGGAUGAUGAGGAAGUUUCUGAUGAUGAUGAUGAUGAUGACAAAGAAGACUUGAGGCAUUAUAAGAUGAAUGGCGGGAAAGGAGGAAGGAGGAAAUGGAAUUACAGUUUUAAGGAAGAUGAGGAAGACAUGUUCGUUGAGGCCUUGAUUGAGGAUGACGGACCGUCCAACACAGAGGAGGAUCCUGAUAUUUUGGGCAGUGAGAGGUCAGCGAUGGUGUCUAAUGAGAUGAGCUCAAACACGUCUGGACUCAGUGCUCAGGGAUUAUACUACAACAUGUCAGGCGUGCCGGCGGCUCCUUAUGUGCUUGGAUCAGUACCUUUGUGUAACAGCAAUCCAGUGCCGAUGGGGGAUGAUGUGCCUCAGAACGGUUUUCUUCAGAUUGAGAUGGUGAGAGUGGGAUCACCACCGUCACAUUACACAGAAGAAGCUCAGAACACAGAACAGCACGUGUCAGAACCUCAGCAGGAGCCCACGCCGGUGAUCACUCAGAUCUUCAGUCUGGCGGGAGGAGAGAACGACUGCGACCGAGACCAAGGCCUGACGGAGCUGUUCACUUCCCUAGGCCAGACCGUGCUGCCCGCUCACUGGGUGGGCAUCAUGGCCAAAGGCCCCCUCCUCCAGCUGCUGCAGUGCUCCAAACUCUCCACCAUGGCUGACACGGUGGUCCAGAUCGAGAAGGGCUUCUUCUACCAGGUCAGUGUCCAGAACCACCCUCUGCUGCUGAUGCACGCCGUCUACUCACGCCACCCCACCUGCCUCGAGUCAGUCGAAGACGUGGUGUCGCUCUUGCUGGACUUGGAGGGGCUGGGCGUGUGUCAGGGCUACCAGAACUUCCACAUGGGCUCACCGUGGGAGCCUAGAAUGAGCGUGAGAGCGGCUCUGUGCGAUUUACUCAUUCCCAAGGACGAGGAACAGUGUCCAAAAUGCACACAGCCUGUGGAGGGUUGAGCAGCCGUGCGAGAAUUUACUGUGAGUUUUCGACACAUCUAGUAGUUCGAGAGAAUCUUCCACCAGUUUUUAAGCUUAUAGUGCAGUCAGAGCUGUUUCCGACCUCAUGAUGAAUUGCCAUCUAAAAUGGUGCUUCUUAUUUAGUUUAUUUAUUUUUUUUUUUAGAAAGAAGUUAGUGACACAACCUUCAAAAAAGGACUCGUAAAACACUGAGUUUUACCAAAUUCCCUUCUUUUCGUUGCUUUCUGGUUGGGUUUAGGACAUAAAUACAUUCAGUUCUCACUUAAACUACCUCUUCAUUAUUUUAUGGACCAAUUUUAACCUUAAACCUCCCACGUGCCCUUAUUGAUUCAGACGUUUGGUCAACAAGUUUAUUGUAGUACAAUGAGAAGUAUGGAAGCGUGUUUCCGCCAUGAGGUAAAAAAAAAAAAAUUCUCAAAAUUCAG